Biomphalaria glabrata is the source of this 6348-nucleotide messenger RNA. RefSeq names its product protein mono-ADP-ribosyltransferase PARP14-like. Gene Ontology annotation, biological process: negative regulation of gene expression. Lineage: Eukaryota; Metazoa; Mollusca; Gastropoda; Planorbidae. Bases 197 to 5107 code for a protein of 1636 amino acids. The record is from RefSeq and is a predicted model, not a curated record. Gene Ontology annotation, cellular component: nucleus; cytoplasm. The transcript is spliced from 24 exons. Gene Ontology annotation, molecular function: transcription corepressor activity; NAD+ poly-ADP-ribosyltransferase activity.
ACUAGAAUAUUUAUGACUAGAUCAAGACUAGAGAUGUAUUAUAAAUUAUAGACUAUUAGAUCUAUAACAAGAAUGUUUAUCGAGAUCGCUAGAUCUAGUUUCUAGACUAGAUCUAGUUAAAUUAGUUAAAUCUAGAAUAAUCUAGAUCUAUUAUGUGCUAUUAUUUUAAAUUUUGACAUAAGUUGAUAUAUUAAUAAUGAGUUCUGGACACUCAAGUAGAACUUUAUUGAAAUCAAAAGUAUCAAAUGAAGAAAAAAAUAAAAAAUCUAAGAAACAAACUAAAAAACUAGCCUCACCUGAAGAGGGUCCUUGGAAGAGAACUAUUAAAGCCACAGUAGCAGACAUAAGAAAGGAAAAAGACUUUUAUACAUUAUAUUUGGAAGAUGAAGACAUUGGACUGGGUGACUUUGAGGAGGAGACUAUGUUGUUAGAUGGAUUACACAAAUGGCUGUAUGUCACUUUUAAGGAUGAAAAAACUGCGAUAAAAGCCAUUGACAUGAAGCAUGAUCCUGAUGAUAGUAAUAUUACAAACGUGGAGUUGGCAACAUCCAGAGAUUUUGAUACAUACCCUAAUUUACUUUUUCUGUAUGGGUAUGAAAUACACACAAACGAUGAUAUUCAUGGCUUAAAAGACUUGAUCUCAGAUGAGACUGGAUUAGGAAUAGAAGACAUUGAUGUCCAUGAUGAGCCAAAGGCUGUAGUUAUUACAUUCGGAGACUGUUUAGAUAUAACACAGCUAACUUGGGAAUUAAAAAAAUUGAAUGGUACUGAGAUGAUUACUGCUCCUGUUUAUAAAGAAAACAGUAUUCUUAUCUCUGGCUUAAAUAAUUCCGUACCAGAAGCACAUCUGCUGCGUUACAUGAAAAACAAAAAACGAAGUGGAGGAGGAGAAAUCCAGAGCUUAACUUAUCUCAGUGAAGAAGAAGCUGUUCUGACAUUUGUAAAGGAAACAGAUCUACUUGAUGUUUUGAAACUAAAAGGGCAACAUGCAAUAGGAGGGACCAAAUUAGAAGUAUCAAACAUUUAUCCUUGCUUGACUAAAAAUUAUCUCACAAAAUUCAUAUCAGAUGUAAGCCCCAAGCAUUUGAAACAUUCAAUUUCCAGUGCUGCUAACACACUUGCUCAAAAAAACUUAAGUCAAUCACAAUCUGAAAAGGUUGGGAUUGAAACAUCUUUUGAUAUAACUGAAAAUUUGGAGUUAAAAGUUGAAGAACUGCAUUUGUUAGAAAAAAGUAACUUUUUAUCUGACUUGAGAGAAAGUAAUAAAUCUGUCAAAGUAAUAUUUGAUCAUGACAAUGCACAUGUUAUUAUUAAAGGAAAUGAUAAAAGUGAAAUAUUUGAUGCACAGAUAAAAAUACUAAACAUUUGUCGAAAUGAUAUAGCAGAAAUUUCAGUCAAUCAUUUGGCUCCUGAGCAGCAACAGUUCCUAAGAAAUAAAGAAGUUCUUCUCAAAGUAAAUUCAAUGUUAACAAAUGCUUACCUAAUGUGCUCUGGGCCUGGAUUUAAAAUAAUGUACAUAAAAUCAUCAGAAGAUUCCAAAAAGUUAUUAGGUUUAGUGGAUUCACAAAUAUUUAUGCACCGAAAAUCUCUUACUUCUGAUAUGGUCAGUAUUCUACAAAGUGGAAAAGGACAAACAUUUUUGUCUGAGUUAGGUGUUGGCUCCAAUGAUGGCGAUGGCAGCCCCAAGAUUGAAUUAGAUACUGGAAAUAAAAGCCUUUUGAUAAUAGGCCCUAACGAAAGAGUGGUCAUCCUCCAAAAAGAUAUAGAGAUAUUUUUGGAGUUGAAUCAAGUUUUUAUUAAAGAAAUACCCUUUUCUCAAGGAAAGCUUCAGUUCAUGAAGCAGUAUAUGCAGCAGGAGUUUGAUUCCAUCCAGUUAAAAAGUGGAUCUGAUGUUGACGUUCAGCAUGUCUCCAAUAAAUUUAUCAUCAAAGGUUUAAAAGAUCCAGUAGAAGAAUGUUUUAGAAGUUUGACUCACUUGAGCAGUACAAUCCUAAAUGAUGAAUUAAAACUGGAAUAUUUUGGAAUUCAAGAGUUUCUUCAAGAUGAAGAGGGCAGCAAGAUGCUUGAGGAAGUUCAAGAAAAAAAUAACUGUCUUAUUAUUGCUGGAUCUGAAGAUUCCUCUGACUUAAAUCUUCCACAGUCUGUCAUUUCAGGAUCUUCUAACCUCAUAGCUAAAGCAAAAAUUGAUGGAGCUGUAACUUUAAGUUUUAUACAAGGAAGUCUACUUGAUGUAAAAGUGGAUGUAAUUGUCAAUCCACUAGAAUCAAGUCUUAAGCUGACCAGCUCUCUGAGCAAAGCUAUUAUUAAACAAGGUGGUUCAACUAUAUCUGCAGAUUUAAAUUUUUCCAAGUCUUACAAUAAUUUAAUCUUUAAAACCACUAGUGGUAAUCUAUCUGAUGUAAAAUCUAUUCUACAUGUGAAAUGUCCUGUCUACAAUGAAUCUGAUACUGCAAAGUUUAGAGAAUUGAGAGAAUCUGUCAGAUCUUGUCUAGAGUUUGCUGACAAUAAUGGCUGUAAUUCUAUUGGAUUCCCUGCUGUUGGCUGUGACAAGACAUUGAAAUUUCCACCACUAGCAGCUUGUAAUUAUCUCAUGAGAGCUAUAGUUGACUUUGCGGAAUCUAAGAGGACAAGCCUAAGACACAUUUAUCUAUGCGAUAACAAAGAAGAGGUUGUGAAUGAAUUAAUUGAUAGAUUUGAAGCUGUCAGUACAAAUCAUAAAAUAGAAACAUUUACAGUAAAAAAUAAAAAAGAAGUGUCUCAUUUUGGAGCAUCCAAUCAAACUUCUAAGACACAAACUGACAGCAUAAAGCAUUUUCAAGACAUCAGUGUGAAUGUAAUGCAGGGAGAAAUAAAUAAACAAAGAACUGAUGUGAUAGUGAUAACUGUGGAUAAAUCCUUAGAUCUUACUAAAGGUAAAAUAUCUCAUACUAUCCUCAAAGAAGCUGGUGAUGAAAUACAAGAUGAAUUGAAGCAAAACUACAAUGAUGGGCUUAAAGCGAAUCAGUUUGCUAAGACUUCAGGCGGUAACUUGCCUUGUCAGCACAUUUUUUUUGCUUGUUUGUCACGGUACAGACAGGAUAGUGAAUCUUAUUUGGAAAAGUUGGUUGGAAAGAUGCUACAAGAGGCUGACAAUUUAAAAGCAAAGUCUAUUUCUAUACCAGCUUUGGGAACUGGUAAACUAGGAUAUCCUGCAGAUGUGGUAGCCAAUGUUAUGAAAGAAGCUAUUAGCAAAUUUUCCAAAAGAAAGACAUCAGUACAGUCCAUUAAGUUUGUUGUUUAUCCAGCUGACAGAGAUGUUUUCCAGAGUUUUAGCAGUGUUUUACCUUCAGUUGAUAAGAGUUCAAGACAUGAUGAUAGCAAUGAUAGAAAAUAUGACAGAAAAGAAAAAAGGACUACAGGUGAAGUAAAAUUUGGAAACAUCACUCUUAAAAUUAAACGUGGGGAUAUCACAAUGGAGCGUCAUUGUGAUGCAAUUGUUAAUGGCAUUAAAGAUAAUAUGGACCUUUCAAAAUCUGGUCAGGUUUGUAAAGCCUUGUUAGAUGUAUGUGGAAAAGAACUACAGGAUGAGUGUAACAAUAAUAAAGAUAAAAUGGCAAAAGAUGGCAUUGCAGUAACCACAGCACCAAACAUGUCGUGUAAGAAUAUAAUACAUGUCAGUCAAGAUCAAUUUUCAAGAAAGUGGGAUGUGGGGAUCACCAAAGUUUUGAAUGAAGCUGAUGACAUUGGAGCCACAUCACUAGCUUUACCAGCUCUAGGGACAGGAUCUCGGCAUGCUGAUGUUCAACAGAUUAAAAAACUCAUAUUUGAAGCCAUUAAACGGUUUUCCAAAAGAAGGAAUCUUACUGUUAAAUUAAUCAAAUUGGUAAUAUUUGACCAGAAAACAUUUGAUGUAUUCACUGAGGAAGAGUCUAGUGGCUGUGGUGCCUCAUCAUCAGAUCAGCAAGAAAAAUAUGCAGAAAAAGACAUCUCAGAGGAACAUAUUCUUACAAUUUAUUCUAAGAAUUCAAGAGACAUCAAAGUUGCUAUUGAAAACAUUGAGAAAUUUUGUAAAAAAUGUUACAAAGAGUCUAUUGAAAAGGAUGACCAUUUUGCUAAAAAACUAAGCAUUGAUCAUAUAAAAGAGCUAAAGCAAUUCGGGCUCCAAAAAAGAAUCAAGGUCACACACCAAGCAGAUACAGGCUUUUUUAAAAUGGAGGGCUUCAGUGGUGAUGACAUUUUCCAGGUUGAAAAGAAAAUGCAAAGAUUAAUUUUGGAAAUAAUUGAUAAACAUAAUAAUGCACUUCAUAAAUCUGUUCAGUCAGCUAUAAUUUGGCAGUAUAAGAAAGGGGAGAAAUGGUAUAAAUUUGAACCAAUUAUAAAUAGUGAGCUGGAACACAAAUACCAACAAGAGGAAAAUGAUUAUGAAUUUACAGAUGAAAAUGGGGACAAAAUGGAAAUAGACUUUAGGAAAUUGAAAGCCUAUCUUAUAGAUGAAAAUGACCAAGAGGCUGACCAGUAUGAUAUAAAGAGGCAGGAUCUAACUAAAGAGGGUGAACCAUUGCCAAAAGAAUGGAGUCCUAUGAAAGAUGAUGAGAACGUAAAGAUAGUUGAACUUAAAGCUUCAGCUGCUCAAUAUAAAACUGUGGAGCAACAUGUAAAAAAUACACAAGGCAAUGUACAAAUUAAAAAGAUCCUACGCAUACAGAAUAAAACACUCUAUCAACAAUAUGCUGUCAAAAAGAGAGAUCUAGAACAUCACAACCCAAAAGGACAUACAAAUGAACUACAAUUGUUUCAUGGAACUGGUGCAGUUGCAGUUCCUCAAAUAAAUGAAAAUGGAUUUAACCGCAGCUAUUGUGGAGUAAAUGGAACCAUGUGGGGCAAAGGAGUUUAUUUUCACAAGAUGGCUUCAUAUUCUGUUGGUUAUGCAAAGCCACCAGAUGGUAACAACAACCAUCAUCUUUACUUGGCCAGAGUACUAGUUGGAGAGUCAACUCCUGCCAAUUCUUCUAUGGCCGUUCUUCCCAUCAAGUCAGGCUCAAGACCAUUUGAUUCAGCUGUACAUGGAGACAUUUAUGUUAUUUUUCAUGACACUCAGGCGUAUCCUGAAUAUUUGAUAAUUUUCUAAUCACUUAAUUCAUUUAUGUACUAAAUUGAAUUAAAGUUGCACGGUACAGCUAGUGUUAUUAGUCUGUAAUGAGAGAUUCUUACAUUUCAAUUUCUUUUUAUUUCACAUCUCAUCAACUCAAAAGUUCACUUUAUUACUUUUCAAACAACUUUGAUACCACCAAUAAAUUGUGAAAAUUCUCCUUUUUUUUUUUUCAUGUGGUCAAUGUUACAAGUUCAAGUCUAACAACUAACUUAACUUUUUUCUAUAAAGAAAAUUUUUUAAAUAAUAACUAUUUGCAAAUUACGUUCUUACUGCCAAACUUGAUCAGAAUGUUUCAUUAAAUCAAACUUGAUAUCCAUUUCAUUUUAUUUUACUCCUAUGUUAACUCUAGAUACAAAUUUACACUUUGAUCAUUUUGUUUUCCUUUAAAAAUUAUUGAAUUAUAAUAGCAGGAUUGUUCCUUGGUAAUGUAUUAUUUGAUUAGGGCUGUCAUCAUUAUGUUUGUUUGUUUGUUGUAAAAUGUUUUACAUGUUUUGGAUGUUCCUUCAGAGUUGAAGAUAGUUUACUUCCUAGUCCAAACCUCCCACAGGACGACGGGGGAUGGGAGCGGGCAGGGUUUGAACCCGAGACCAUCGAUAAAUCUGAACGAUAGUCCAGGGCGCAAACCCAGGACCAGGCAGCCUAUUAUACCUGCCUCCAUUGCAUGCCAUAAGCCUGAAGGAGGAAAGGACUGAAGGAAUGUCCCAAAUUUAUUAAGUAAUGAAAAUUAUAUAUAUAUAUUAACAGUUCUUUUCAUUUAUUUUUAAACUAUACCUCAAAAAUUGUUUAUUUUAAUCAAUUUUGAAAUGCAUUUUUAAAAAAGUGCUUUGCUAAUAUGUAGUCAUAAUGAAAGUGUUCUUAAGGUUAAAUUUGGCUAGAUCAGUAUUUGAUUUAUACUACAUUUCAAAUGUUUUGUUAUUACUUUUUUUUUAAUCCUUUCAGUUUUAUUAAUUUUAAUGUGAUAAAUAUAUGCAUUCAAAUUAUACUAUUUUAGUCAUAAAUAAAUAUAAUAUUUUCAUUUACCAAAAAUGCCAGAAAGAUUUAUAUAUGUAUAUUUCUUGAGCAGAAGUAUAUAGAGGGAGUGGCAACAAUACUUAUUUUGGGUCCAAUUAAGGGAUUUUUUUUUUUCAUGAAUAAUCUGGUUUUUCUAAAAAAAAAUUUUUGCUGUCAUUUUUUGUAUAUGAGAUGUAUUAAAUAUUACCUGUGAUUAAUUAAUGUAA